Lucilia sericata (common green bottle fly) is the source of this 1283-nucleotide messenger RNA. It is a transcript of the gene Sec20, whose product is annotated as vesicle transport protein SEC20. NCBI's taxonomy places the organism in Eukaryota, Metazoa, Arthropoda, Insecta, Diptera, Calliphoridae. Gene Ontology annotation, cellular component: SNARE complex; endoplasmic reticulum. Gene Ontology annotation, biological process: retrograde vesicle-mediated transport, Golgi to endoplasmic reticulum. The record is from RefSeq and is a predicted model, not a curated record. Gene Ontology annotation, molecular function: SNAP receptor activity. Bases 149 to 868 code for a protein of 239 amino acids. The transcript has 2 exons.
UCUCAACAGACCAACUGUCACUUUAGAUGUCGUGUCGAUGUGUUGUUAUUGUUUUAUUUUGUUGAUUUUGCCAAAGAUUUAGUUUUUUUGAAAAGAAAAAAUAGUAAUAAAUUUUGACAAAAUCUUUAUAAAAUUAACGUAUUCCGACAUGGACAUUGAAAAAUAUACUUUACAGUCUAUAAGACAAGAGUUAAUAGAUAAUAAUCUACAGGCUAAAGCCAUAAUACAAGAUAUAGUAUCUUAUCGUGGCUCUAUACAUGAAUUGGAAGCAUUAAACGAAGCGGGUAGAGCUAAACUGGCAGCUUUAAGGAAAAAUAUCGAUCGUUUAAAUGAUUGGGCUAGAGAUACCGGUGAUCCGGCCCUAUCGAAAGAAGUUGAUACACAAAGGGAACAAUUUUCGAAAGUAUUACAAGCUUUUCGUAAGGCUAAUGUAGCUACUAUGCUGGAAAUAGAGAAGGCUAAUCGUGAAGAAUUAAUGGCUAUUACCGGAGAAACCGAUUUAAGGCAGAGACACAAUGCCACAGAUGGUAGCGGGGCAAGAAGUGGUGGUGGCACGGCCACACGUCAUAAUCGCGGCAGUCUGGUGUCACAGGAAAAUAAUGUUACUGAAAAAAUGUUGGCCAUUUCGCGACACCUCUCCGAGACCACACAAAAAAGUGCCAUCACUUUAGAAACGCUCGUAGCUUCUUCACAGAAUGUAGAAGCCACUCGUGAUGAACUGCAGAACACAGCUGGCACAAUUUCACAAUCUGGAAAAUUGCUUAAAAAAUAUGGACGACGUGAGUGCACCGACAAAAUGUUAUUAUUCUUUGCAUUUGCUUUCUUUUUGGCCUGUGUUUUUUAUAUUGUACAAAAACGACUGUUCUAGACUGAGUGUUAUCGAUUUCACUAACAAUAGGUUGGAUAUGGCUUAUAACAAGAAGAACAGGAACGUUUAUUAUUAUUUUCUUAGAAGGCUGGCCUCUCAGGGUUUCUUUUCCUCGCUCUUAGCGGAAAUGUUACCUUUAUUUCCAGAUGUGUUUUGUUUAGGGAAUAACUUUUUAAAAUGAAAAUAAAUUGUAAAGUGUUUUAGUGUAUGCAUUUUGAAUGUGUAGUAAAAAGUUAAAAUUAAAUUUAAAACAAAUAUAUAAUUAUUACUAUAAUCUAAUGCUUAUUAUAAAAUAAUAGUCUUUAAAUUAAUAUAAAUAAAUAUUUUAAAUUAUCUAAAUGUAGUAAAUUUUUAUUUGAAUUUCAUACAAAAAACGGAAAUAUACUGAAUACAAAGUCUCUCGAUAUGUUAUUUG